AUGGCAUCGCAGACGCCGACGACGCCGGCGCUGCCGUCUGCCGCCGUGCAAUCCAUCACCGCGCCGCGACCCCCCGACGCGCCGCGACGAUGCUUCAUCUGCCUGACGGACGAGGACCCCUCGGACCCCCCCGGCUCAUGGGUCGACCCGUGUCCCUGCACCCUCGAGGCGCACCAGGACUGCAUGCUUUCGUGGGUCACCGACUGCGAGCGCUCCAACAAGCCGCUGCUGUGCCCGGUGUGUAAGUCGACCAUUGAGCUCGAAGGGCCCUGGGACCUCGUCGUCGCCGCCUCCGACGCCAUCCAGAGCCGCUUCACCCGCGCCAGCCCCUUCCUGCUCUUCACCGGCGUCUCCAUGGGCGUCCAGUUCAGUCUGCAGAUGUACGGCGCCCUCGCCCUGUGGACCUUUGCGGGCAAGGACAGCCUCAUGCGCUUCAUGCUGGGGCCCGAGAUGGUCAUCGACGGGCGUGCAUCGGGUAAUGCCCGCUUUAUCAAGGAGCGCAUAUGGAACGCCCUCGUCAUGAUGAACAUUGCCCCUACCCUGCUCUUUGGCAAGCUGCUUCCCGGCCUGAGCAAUAAGAUUUUCCUUCCGGCCGCGUCCGUGUACGGCAUGUACCACGUGAUGCACGAAGACGACUUUAUGACGUGGCCGCCUUCGCCCCAGCUCGCCAUGGCCAUAUUCCCAUAUAUCCGCUCCGUCUACUUUAACCUGUGGAAGGAGUUUGCGCUCCCGUACGAGAUUAAGCUUAACAGGCAACUCCUCGGCCUCCCCGCACCGCAGGAGGGACAAGACCAGGCUCAGGGCCAGAAUCAGCACGCAGCCAACGACAACCAGCGCAAUGCGCAGGACCGCAACGCAGAUGGGGGUAUCGUCGGCCUCCUGCAAGCCGUCCUCGACGCCCUGGACCCAGAUGACGACCAAGGGCACCCCGCGGGCGCCAACGACAUCAACCGCAUCGAGAUCGUGCAGGAACCGGCCGAUGCGCUAGAGGACGGCCAAGGCGCCGAGAUCAUGGUGGAGCUGCAGAUUGAAGAGGUCGAGCUGGACGAGGACGGUGACCCGAUGGUGCAGGAGCAACCGCCGAAUCCUCUGGAAGACGAGGAGCCCGAACCUCACCCGGGCGCGUGGGGUGAAGAUGCGCCGCAGUUGCACGCCGACCAGGAGCUGGCUGCGCUGCCGCCCCUCGACAACGACCAGGGCGACCAGGACCAGAACCAGGGCGGCCACGAGGUGCCCCAAGCGCCACCCCGUAGGAUGGGUCUCUCUGCGAUCCUGUCCAACGUGUCCAACGCCAUCGUCGGCGCGCUCAUCAUGCCGGGCAUCUCUUACGCCAUGGGCGAGGCACUGCGGCUGGUGCUACCUAAGGCGUGGACGACUGUCGGCCCGCGUAAUCCGUGGUCGCGGUACGGCAUGGUUGGUCGGCCGGGCCUGCUGCAGCAGCAAUGGGGACGAAGCCUGGUGGGCGGGUGCCUCUACGUGGUACUAAAGGACGUGGUGCGCGUGUACACAAAGUCGCGCCGGGUGGCGGCUAUGGGCAACCGUCGGGUGAAGAACGUCGACCGCCGACGGAGAGACAAGUGA
Molecule: messenger RNA, 1581 nt
Organism: Purpureocillium lilacinum
Lineage: Eukaryota; Fungi; Ascomycota; Sordariomycetes; Hypocreales; Ophiocordycipitaceae
Biological process (GO): regulation of mitochondrial fission; protein polyubiquitination
Cellular component (GO): mitochondrial outer membrane
Molecular function (GO): zinc ion binding; ubiquitin protein ligase activity
Source: RefSeq, a predicted model, not a curated record